Molecule: messenger RNA, 7572 nt
Organism: Phycodurus eques (leafy seadragon)
Lineage: Eukaryota; Metazoa; Chordata; Actinopteri; Syngnathiformes; Syngnathidae
Product: zinc finger MYM-type protein 4-like
Exons: 31
Coding region: 402-6188 (1928 amino acids)
Molecular function (GO): zinc ion binding
Source: RefSeq, a predicted model, not a curated record
GCCGGGGUUCUGUUUGGAAGCCCAAUGACUGCAGCAUAAUUAAAGAUGGCGGACUCGGAGGACUUUAGACUCAAGCGAUUAAUGGAGGGCGUUUGGUGAAUUCGCUGAUGGCUGACGUGAGGAUUUAAAGUAAUGUGAAUUCAAAGAUUUGCUUCUAAAUUAUACAUUUGAAGAUAAUUGCUGAAAACGUGAAAAAGCUGAGAACUAACGUGAAAAGACUGAGAACUAAGUAGUACUGAAUUGUGGAGAGAUAGCGUUAAACUGUUUUCCACCAUUUUUUCCCCCUGUUUUUUGGGGGGAACGUGGUUAAAACACAGUGACGCACCUGGACGUCCAGCAUGAGUUGGCUCUGCCAAGCUAUAUAAUUUCUAUCAUUAAAACGUGCAGUUAGCUAGCUAGCCAUGCCUGCAACCCGAAAAUGCGUCUUCCCUGGAUGCCACAGUUCUCAGAACAGCUCAGUGUCGUUUUUUAGAUUCCCCAAAAAUGAGGAGAUGAAGAAGAGGUGGAUUGACUUCAUCAAGAGCCACGUUGAUGGAGAGCUGAAAAUCCACAACAACAUCCGCCUCUGCAGUGACCAUUUUUCAAAGGAUAGUUUCGUGAACUUUUACCGGAGACAACAGGGCUUCAUGGCUAAGCUGUUACUAGUGAAUGGGGCAGAACCAACUGUGUCCCUCCCUGGGCUUCAUCCUCCUGUCCCGCUGUCAUCAGGUGCCAUGGUCGGCAGUCACAUUAUGCCCCCACCAAAGAGUCAUGAGCAGCGGCAAUCCAGAGUCUUUGAUCAGGUGAUGGGGUUGGGAGACUUUGCUGACUCCUCCCAAGGUUCCAACACCUCCUCUAAGAGUGGAGGUCUGGAGGAGACUAAGGCAGUCGAUGAAAUUUCAGGACAAGAUGAACAACAACAGCCAGAAGAGGACAGCAGCAACAGUAGCAGCAGGCAAGAGGAAAAGAUGGGUGAGAGGGCAGAAGAGCCGUCAACUCGUAUUGCUUCCCUCGUCACUGACCAAUGCUCCUCAUUUACCAUGGGACCCAGUGAAGGAGGAGGAGGAAGUGGAGAGGCAGCAUUUGAUGAUGCAUUGGAUGGCCUUCCUUCAUUUGGUCCUGAAGAAGAGGACGAUGAGGACUGGCACUUUGCUCUGCCUCCAGAAACACUGCAGGAUGUUGACUGUGACAAAGUAAAGUGCAAAAACAAUCAAUCGAGAAAGGAACUUAUCAAAAUUCAAGAAGGUCCUUCUCCUCUGGAGCCCAGAGAGGAGGUAGAGGAGGAACGAGAGAGGGAAGCGACAAGUGGCUCUGCCAACACUUCUCACUCAUCCAAGGAUAACACGCCUGAGAGCACCCAAGAUGCAGGAAUCGUGAAUCAGACAGAGGAAACAGAAGAUGGUCAGCAAGGAGAGCGGUCCGAUCCUCCUCCUGUGGAGGUCAGCAACCCUCCGAUAUCUCCCAAUAUCACCGUUAAAGAUGAGCCAAUUGAUGAGGGCUACGAUGCUGCUUUAUUGCCUCAGGGCAACAUCAGACAAAUCAAAGAAGAACUGGAUCAUCAGGAGGAAGAGCUUAGGAUCAGCUCUGUUUACUCUGUUGGUGGCGGUAACACACUUGUGUCCCCUGUGGCCCAUCAAGUGGCAACUGUUUCCCAACAAACAGCCAUUUUUAUUCCGGGAAGAGGUGCUGUCCUCCAAGCAAUGGCUCCCCUUUCUGUCCGACCCCCAGCUCCAAUUCAGACUUCACUUCCAUCCUUGCCGCCAAUAGCCCUUCGACCCCCUGCGCCAACCAUUCCUGGUAGUGUUCGCUGCAGUGGCUGCUUUAAGGUUCUGCUAAAAGGUCAAACAGCAUUCCAAAGAAAAGGUUCGACACAACUCUUCUGCUCCACGCUUUGUUUGACAGGACAUCUACCCCCAGCAAACAAGAACCAAUUAUGCUCUCUAUGCAACAGUGAGAUCCUUCGGGCUCGGGACACAAUAACAAUCCCAGCUGAUGACAACACCUACUUGCACUUUUGCGGCCAGCACUGUUUGUCAAUCUUUAGACACAGGACAAAAAAACCUGAAAAGGCCCCUGAAAAAGUAGUUGACAAACGGCCAGAGAAGAAGAUUGAAAAGCCGCAGGAGAAGCCUGCUGAGCGACCAGCAGAAAAUGUUAUUUGUAGUGUGUGCAGAAUCACCAACCGGAUCGAGCAUGAGGUGAGCCACCAAGGUCGUCUGCACAGACUCUGCAGUGACGCUUGUUUUGUAACAUGGCGCAGGAUGCGGCAGUUAGCCAUGAACUGUUGUGAAAGCUGUGGACUUUACUGUAAUAGUAGUUCGGACUCCUAUCAUACACUUACAAUUGAAAAAUCUGAGCUAAACUUCUGUGGUCCCACCUGCAUUGGCACUUACAAACAGUCCUGCCGAAAGACAAUUGAGUGUGCCAGAUGUCAAAAGUCUGCAAUCGUGUCGUCCACCAUCAUGGAGCGAGACGAGAAGGGGAAAGUUCAGCUUUACUGUUCACCUGUUUGUGUUCAAAUGAGCCGACCACCGCUACACACACUAACCGGGGCUGCAUUCCCAUGCUGCCUGUGCAAGACUGUAGCUGUUCCUCAGUAUCACCUGGCAAUGGUGGAUGGCACCAUAAGGAACUUUUGUUCCUAUGAAUGUGUUUCUACUUUCAGGAAAACAGGACAUACUGGGUCCGAUCUGAUCAAUGGAAAAUCUUCUCCAAGGGAUGCCUCACGACUUGGGCCCUCCUCUGGAGCCAGCUCAGUCCCUCCCAUUCCUCAGGAUUACCCAUCUUCAGCUCCCUAUCCCAGCCACCAUGGCAGUAACAGCUCAGUGCCCCCUUUGGUUCCUCCCUCGCUAGGCUUGACCUCAAGUUCUGCACCAGGGCAAGGCCAUCCCAGAACACCCCUCGCUCAGCCUCUAAAACCAGGAGAGGGUGGACCCAGCGACAGCCCCAAAGUGACCUGCCAUCAGUGUACCAAGCAGUUCAUCACCAAGCCGCUGCUUUUUGGCCACCGAGAUCGGAUUUCUGUGUUUUGCUCUAUGACAUGUUGUGACCUUUAUAAAACACAAAACAAUAUCCAUGUAAUGUGUGAAGUUUGUAGGAGGGACAAGGUGCCAUUUGACACAAUCCACUACAAUGGAAAAGAUAUUUUCUUCUGCAGUAAAUACUGUAAACAAAACUUCAAAAUGUGCAUAACAUCUCGUAACAAGGAUCCACCCUGCCGUCCCUGCAGCUAUUGCUAUAGCAUUAGCCAAAAAAUGUUGCAUAGUCACUAUGGAGGCAAGCUGGAAGAGUUCUGCAAGCCCCUUUGCAUGUCCCAGUACACUGUACUCUACUACGGGAUGGGUCGAUGUGACAGUUGUAGGAAGCAGGGCUACUUAAAUGAGAAGCUACAGUACAUGGGUUCAGUGCGGAACUUCUGCAACCUGACCUGCUUACUCGGGUACUGCUCUGUGAAUUUUGAAUCGAGCCAGCACACUACCAGUAAUGGUACUGGAGCAGAGCCACCUCAUGCUCCAGCCCAGCCUCACCACUCCUCAAAAGCUAACCCUGUCAUAGCUGAUGUUGUGUCACUAGCAAACGGUUCUGCAACUCAGCCCAGUGUGCCGUCGGAUAUUGCUAUGACUGGAGGACUUCCAAACUGUAGCGUAGAUGGCAAGAUUCUCGAUCAUGCCAGUACUCAAACGGAUGCCAUGCGCGGACCCCCAUCCAACCGGCGUCAAAUGAAGAACAAGUCCGUACUUUGCCGGCCAUUCACGAUGGAUCAAGAGAGUUUAUGCCUGCUCCUCUCACCGUCCACCGAUUCAUCCGAUGAUAUCACAUCAAUUGACUGUGAAAAAGCUGUUAAAAAGAUGAAGACAGACCAGGAAACGGCUCCAUCCCCACCCUUGGCAAACUGCUCCUUAGAGGAAGACAAAGUGAAGGUGCUAAUGGUGCCAGUUCCUGUCCCGGUCUUUAUCCCAGUGCCUAUGAACAUGUACUCUCAGCACACUCCUGUUCCAAUUGCUAUGCCUAUAACUCUUCCAGUGCCCAUCGUUAUACCACCACAGAGUAAAGAAGUGACAGAUACAGCCAUCCAGUCGGAUCCUUGGAACGAAGAGACUAAAAAGCAGGGUAAUGUUGAGGUCUCAAUCGAACAGGAGGUCACACCCCUGGUUCCAUUGCCCGUUGAUGUACGACCACAGAGAAAAAAUCUGAAAGAUGCAGCCAUCCAGUCAGAGCCUUUGGAACUAGAGACUGGAGAGAAGAAUAAUGCUGAGGUGGUCUCCCAAAUCAAAGAUGUGAGAGAUAUUGCUGUCCAGUCAGAUCCCGUGGACACUGCACAGGUUCCGUUGCUCAUUACACCACCACAGAGUAAAUAUGUAAAAGAUGCAGCUGUCCAAUCAGAGACUUUGGAUUUGGAAAAACGAAAUGAUUUGGAUGACUUCAAAGAAUACCAUGUCACAGCCAAGGUUCCUGUACCCAUUUUUGUGCCACCACUGAGCAAACAUGCAACAGCUGCUGCUGUCCAAUCAGAUGCUUUGGAUCUGGAGCCAGCUUCCACUGUCCAAUCCGAUGCUUUGGAUCUGGAGACAGCUGCCAAUGUCCAAUCAGAUUCUUUGGAUGUGGAGACAGGUACCUAUAUUCAAGCAGAUCAUUUGGAUGUGGAGCCAGAUGCCAAUGUCCAAUCAGAUUGUUUGGAUGUGGCGACAGAUGCCAAUGUCCAAUCAGAUCGUUUGGAUGUGGCGACAGAUGCCAAUGUCCAAUCAGAUCCUUUGGAUGUGCAGCCAGAUACCAAUGUCCAAUCAGAUCAUUUGGAUGGAGAGACGGAUGCCAAUGUCCAAUCAGAUCGUUUGGCUGUGGAGACAGCUGCUACAGUUCAAUCAGAUCCUUUGGAUGUGGAGACAGCUGCCCCUGUCCUAUCAGAUCUUCGGGACGUGGAGACUGAAACGAAGAUGGAUUUGGAUGAUGCCAGCACAGGCCAGGAUAAAAGUAGAAUGUCAGAAGUGGUGACUCCAACAAUCCACAAAGUUGAGGAAAGUCCAAACACACCACAAACCAAAAUUCCUCCUCCAAUAACUUCAAAAAGGAAAACAAAGGCAGGUCGUUCGUCACGUAAAAGCCAGGCAAAGGCUAAACCGACAACAAGUGACCAACAAGGCAACGUCGUUGCUGAGCAACAGCCUCCCUCCUCUCCAAUGACUGAUUUGGAGCAUGACUUCCCAAUGGAAUUGUUUGAUCUGAAGCCAUCAACCCCUCAGCGAGGAGUGAAGAGACCUCGAGAAGGUUUCUCUGGUCGGAAGCGGGGUCGAAGGCGAACUGGCUCGUUAGACCACAGUGUUCUUGUGACUCCAGUCACCUUCGAAUUGAACUACAUGUAUGGUGUUAAAGCAUGGAAGAGUUGGGUGCAGCAACACAACACGCGUUCUAGAAGAUCCAAUCCAGUGGUUGUUAAAGAGGAUAUUCUGCAGUGUGAUUCUGCUGAGCUGAGCUACGCUCUGUCUUGCUUUAUCAAAGAAGUGCGUCGGCCGAACGGCGAUGCCUACAGCCCUGACAGCAUUUUCUACCUCUGCCUGGGGAUACAGCAGUAUCUGUUCAUGAAGGCCCGCAUCGAGAACAUUUUCACCGAUGAGCUGUACAGUCAGUUUGCAAUGGAGAUCUCCGGGAUGCUGCGACUCUGGAAACCUAAACAGCUGCCCAGUGGUAGCCCCGUGUCCUCUCGAGUUGAGGAGUCCUUCCUGUGGGAGUGUAAGCAGCUGGGCGCUUACUCCCCCAUCGUGUUGCUCAACACACUUCUCUUCUUUUACACCAAGAACUUCCACUUCACCACGUUGGCGCAGCACCAAAGCCUCUCUUUUUCCAACUUCAGUUUGCACACAAAACCCUGCACUCGAGCGGGCAAAGUCCUCUACCUCAGAUACCAGCGAAGCGGUGCUGCUACUUCCAGCCGUGGAGAGACGGAGCGAAUGAAAAAAAGGCAAGAAAAGGAAGAUGGUGACAUGGAGAUGGCAGAAAAUGUUACCAAUCCUCUGCACUGUCCAGUCAGACUCUAUGAGUUCUAUCUCUCGAGAUGCCCGCCAACAACAUUGAAGAGGAGUGACAUGUUUUACCUCCAGCCUGAACGCAAUGUCCACACACACAGUUCCUACUGGUAUACUUCUCAUACACUACAUCAUACAAUUCUGCAGAGCAUGCUGACUCGCAUCUUGGCGGUCAAAGAGGUUCAACGGUAACAGGAGGCAGCCUCCACUUGGUCCAAGUUUACAGUGACAAGCCUUUUUGUAACAGGAAUCAGUUCCCAGAGCCAGAGAGUAAUGGUCACGUGUUUGCACACCAGCUGUUGGCUCGAUGUGAAGAAGGCCGCCAUGCUGUCAAAAUCACAAUGGACAUUUGUCACGAAGAAGACAAUUGGACUUUUUUAAAAUAUAUAUAUAUGCUGACCUGAGUGGAUGCCCCCUUCUCCAACAAACACUCCUCGAGUCUGCAGGAAUCUGUUACUGUUUCAAAUGAAAAGGGAGUGUUCCGGACUAUUUUAUUUCUCCUUUUCUCGUCUGUGUCCCAUCUUUGACCACCAGAUGUGAUGGUGGUUCAGUUACUUCAAUUGUGCAUCCCUCAUAAAGCUGUGCAGUGGGACAUUCUAUGCAUUGCUACUGCUGUCACUGAAUGCAUCAGCGGGACACUUUGUAGGUCAGUGCUGUGGCUCUUGGAACUGACACUUCCACUGGAAGAGUCAAUGGAUGACAUCACUGAAGAGUAGUGCUUUUUCAUAUUGUCAACCAAACUUCCUUGGAGACAAAAAACAAAACUAGUCAACAUCACCUAUCUUACUCAUACCUUAACACCAUUUCUACGUGCGUUUCUGAUUUUAUCCUCUUAAUGGUUUUAAAACGCCGUAAUCAUGAUCCUUUGAAGAAGCACUUAGAAGGUCAAGCUUAUAAGUGCUUCUUCAAAGGAUCAUGAUCUAGCUUUAGAAUGCAAAUUUUAGCAGAAUGAUGCCAGCACAAAGAGUUGAAUUUUUUAAAUCUAUUUGUUACAGGAAAAUAUGCUGUACAAAAAGGAUUUGAUUGGUUUGUUGUUUUGUUUUGAUCACAUACAGUUUAUUGACAAUAAGAAAAUUCACGUACUGUAAUGUAACCAGCUGCAUGUGAAUGAGGUGGUGUAACACUAGAGGAAACUCAAGAGUGCCUCUCAUCUUUGGCUUAACUAAUGGGUCAUCUGACAUAUUGCCCUCUUCAUUUUCUUAGUUCCUUUUGUGGCCUUAUUUAGUGUCAAGUCACCUCAUCCGUUCUUUAUGUCCAUGGAUUCUGCCUGUUUUGCCUGCAGUCCUUCCUCAUGCUCCUUCUGUAUCCUGUAAAUAUACAUCCAUCCCUGUAUUCAUGUUUGUUUGCUUCUCGUGACGGUGCCAUUUUUUUUUUUUUCCCCAUGAGACUUAAAGCCCUUUUUGGGUUUUCUCAUUCAUGUGGCUUUGCUCUCAUUAAAAGAGAAGCAAAGGUUUUUUUUAAAGUGUGUGUAUUAUAAAUACUGAUCUGUAAGGUUUAAAAAUAUUUUCAAUGGUCAAAAAAAUAAAUGAGCAGCAACCUUUUUAGGGUCUGCCCAAAAGUACCAGAGAUGAUAAUU